Messenger RNA from Pieris macdunnoughi, 480 nucleotides. The record is from the annotation of a GenBank genome assembly. Lineage: Eukaryota; Metazoa; Arthropoda; Insecta; Lepidoptera; Pieridae.
AUGUUAAUAAUUAAAUUUCCAAGUGAACUGAGGUCGCACCCAGCGUCGGUAUUGGUCGAUAAUGCCUCUUUAGUCUAUGGCAAAACGGGUCUAAGUGAGUUCGAAAGUACGUUUAUUACAGAUUCAAAAAGGUUUAUUUUCUUUUCAGGUUCCUUUGCAAUUGUGACAUUGUUUGCUGUGGUGUUCAUCGCAGCGUACGUUGAAGCAGGCCCUGCCGGCAACUGUCCAAUGCCAUCGAAGAUCUACGGCUGCAGCCCCAAAUGUCAUGACAAUUACGACUGCAGUCAUGGCAAGGCAUGUUGCCCGAACAGCUGCAAUGCCAAGUCCUGCGUUGACUUAGCUGCACAUGGCGGUGGAAAUAAUGACAAGUAUUCUCAAUCUGGAGGCGCAGGAGUUUACUGCGCUAACCAAAAGUGCAGUCCCUUUGAGAAGUGCAAGUUGGAUCCCGCUACUAAGAGGAUGAAGUGCAUGCGAGCUUAA